AUGUUGGUGCUACGCUGUGGCCCCUGCCUGCUUACCCUGGGCCUGGUCUCCUCGGCUCCGAAACUCGUCUGGGCCAGUGCAUGCAGCAGCACCAGUAGCUCUGACUCCGCGGCUGAUGGCACCACCAAGAAUCCACUCAUCUACCUGGACGUGGGAGCCAAGGAGGAGCCACUUGGCCGAAUGGUGCUGGAGCUCAAAGCAGAUGUGGUGCCAAAGACUGCAAAGAAUUUCAGAGCCCUCUGCACAGGUGAAAAGGGCUUCGGGUACAAGAGAUCAACUUUCCACAGAGUUAUUCCUUCAUUCAUGUGUCAGGCUGGUGACUUCACCAAUCACAAUGGCACAGGUGGGAAAUCCAUCUAUGGGAGCCAAUUUCCAGAUGAAAACUUCAUUCUGAAGCACAUUGGGCCGGGUGUCCUGUCCACGGCAAAUGAGGGUCCCAACACCAACGGAUCUCAGUUCUUCAUUUGCACAAUGAAGAUAGACUGGUUGUAUGGAAAGCACGUCGUGUUUGGCCACGUCAAGGAAGGCAUGGACGUGAUGAAGAAGACAGAAUUCUAUGGCUCCAAGAACGUGAAGACGUCUAAGAAGAGCAUGUUGUGGACCCUCCGAGGGUCCCUUACUUGGCUGGCCAACAUCCUGAUCUUGCUAAGAAGAGACUUGAUUCUGAUAGUACCCCUGUUGCUUCUCAUUUCAACACUGAAGCAGGUGGAAGCCUUCUUUCUGUUUCAGGGACCAUUUGCUCUCCUGUGCCUGACCAUAACUGGUGGGGACCAUGGAACCUGCAACAAGCCACUGACUUGA
Messenger RNA from Gracilinanus agilis (Agile Gracile Mouse Opossum), 801 nucleotides. Its product is annotated as peptidyl-prolyl cis-trans isomerase F, mitochondrial-like. Gene Ontology annotation, molecular function: peptidyl-prolyl cis-trans isomerase activity. NCBI's taxonomy places the organism in Eukaryota, Metazoa, Chordata, Mammalia, Didelphimorphia, Didelphidae. The record is from RefSeq and is a predicted model, not a curated record. Gene Ontology annotation, biological process: regulation of mitochondrial membrane permeability involved in programmed necrotic cell death; cellular response to hydrogen peroxide; protein folding. Bases 1 to 801 code for a protein of 266 amino acids. The transcript has 2 exons. Gene Ontology annotation, cellular component: mitochondrion.